Molecule: messenger RNA, 1073 nt
Organism: Suillus clintonianus
Lineage: Eukaryota; Fungi; Basidiomycota; Agaricomycetes; Boletales; Suillaceae
Product: HotDog domain-containing protein
Exons: 5
Coding region: 203-769 (188 amino acids)
Molecular function (GO): fatty acyl-CoA hydrolase activity
Source: RefSeq, a predicted model, not a curated record
CUAUGCAGUGAUUAUGGCUACUGGAUCCUCGGACUUGCGAACAUGUUCCUGCCGGCGAAACUCGGCCCUUCGCUCAGGUACUAACAACUAGACAUACGUGGCUCGGCGGGGUUGCUGUGUCUGAAUCAUACUCGGUUCCAAAACUGUUAUCACCAGCAUGCAUCUUUAGUACCCAAACUGUGGCUUGGCUUUCCUCCAGAUCAUGAUGCCAGAAAGCGAUGUUGACAUCUCCCAAGUGAAAGGGAAUGCUUCUCCGGAAGUAAAACGUGCAUUGCUCAGCUCUCUGCAAUCGAUGCAGCCGAACAACGUCUCGCGGUCGACUGGCAAGCCCUUCAGAGGCUUCGGAGCCCAAUUCGUGUCCCGCAUGCAAAUAACAGAGGCAUCCGUGUUGCCAAUGACAGAGGAGCCGGAGAAAUUCGAAGGACGUGUUGUCUUCGAGAUGAUUGUGGAUGAAGACAUGCUUAAUGGUGCUGGAAAUAUGCACGGUGGAUGCUUGGCCAUGAUGAUUGACACCUGCUCGACGGCGCCUUUUUAUGUCCUUGGAGCCGCGACAAGGGGGCAAGGAGUGUUUGGCGUCUCACAAUCUUUGAACAUUGUCUACCAUUCACCAGCAUUGCCGGGCGACAAGUUACGUAUCGUGAACACGACCCUUGCCCUCGGUAGCCGGGCACUGUCAAGUCGUUGUGAAGUUUGGAGUGUCACGCGACACCGAUUAGUCGCAUCAGCUGUACACAUCAACAUGGUUCCAUCUGAGUCAUCCAAACUCUGAUGCAAGUACGCUGGCUUGCUUGAGUUCUCUAGGCUUUCAGUAUUCUACCUUUUGGUUUACAGCAGUUUGCGAAACUAAUGGCACUGGCGUGUUGUGGGAAAAUCAUAAUUGAGGAUUUGGGACUUUGAAAAUUUUCACCGUUUUGAGACUUAGAGAAAAAUUUGAACAAUUGCACCACGUCGGACAACAAUAUUUAUAUAUACCUACAUACCACUAGUAUGGUCAACCGAAAGAUCUCAUCCGACGUCAAACUUGCUGCCAUUCGCCUGUACGAGCAAGAUAUCCUUAGUCUUCGUGAAAAUCA